AUGGGAGCACACCACUCUGUCGGCUCCGUCACCUUUUCUAUGACGCCUUUUGCCUCCAUCCUGUCCAGCUCCAGCUUAACACUGAGCUCUAUCUUAUCGUGUCUUUACUCAACUCCUAGCUCCUACAACAACCACGCACAUCACGCAAUCUACCGUACAGUUGGAGUGUGCUUUGGACUGCUGUGUCUCCUGCAGGUGACUCUUAACAUCACUCUGCGUCUCUACUUCCUGAGGUUAGCAAAUGAUGGACAAGAAUGUCAGAUGAGAUACAACUCACUGGCUGAAGAAAGAGACCUGUUAAUGACCAAUUACACCAAUGUGGUUGAAGAGAGAGACAGACUUGACAAGCGGCUUGAUGAGCUGGUUGGAUGGAAAAGUUUUGAGUCCAGGCUCUAUUUCUUCUCCAUUGCGGAGAAAACCUGGAAUGAGUCCCGGGAGGACUGCAAACAGAGAGGAGCCGAUCUGGUGAUCAUCAACAGCCAAGAGGAACAGAACUUUGUCUCAGCACAUGCACGUGAAACCUGGAUUGGCCUGACAGACAGUGAAAUAGAGGGACAGUGGAAGUGGGUAGAUGGAACUCCACACAGCUUAAAGAAGGGGUUGUGGAUGGAAAAGGAACCCAACAAUGCUGAUAUGGGUGAAGACUGUGGCAAGGCUUAUGGAAAACAAUGGAAUGAUGAAGUAUGCUCUCGGAAAUUCAAAUGGACCUGCGAAAAUAAAAGCAGCCUCAGAUCAAGGCUGAAGGAUCCACACCACCCACCAUCCCUGCUGUCACCUGCCAUGCUGACCUUUGCCCUGCGCCUGCGCCUGCUGUUCACUGAUUUGACUGAACUGAGGAACAUCUAA
Messenger RNA from Clupea harengus (Atlantic herring), 846 nucleotides. RefSeq names its product CD209 antigen-like protein E. Bases 1 to 846 code for a protein of 281 amino acids. The transcript is spliced from 7 exons. The record is from RefSeq and is a predicted model, not a curated record. Lineage: Eukaryota; Metazoa; Chordata; Actinopteri; Clupeiformes; Clupeidae.